UCCGGAAGUUAGUUUUGUCCAAACAUCCGGGUUCCUCGUUUUUCUGCGUUCUGGCUGAUCCCACCUCUCUCUGCCCCUAUACCUCUUCUAUAAGGCCCAGAUCUCUCCCACUCCUCCGCGUGCGGGAGUAGCGCGACCUUCAACGACGGGAGCCCUCGAGGGACAUGGCGUCUACGGCCGCGCCGGCCGGCGGCUCUCGAAAUGGGGCUGGCCCGGAAUGGGGAGGGUUCGAAGAAAACAUCCAGGGUGGGGGCUCAGCUGUGAUUGACAUGGAGAACAUGGAUGAUACUUCAGGGUCUAGCUUCGAGGAUAUGGGUGAGCUGCAUCAGCGACUGCGCGAGGAAGAAGUAGAUGCUGAUGCAGCCGCUGCUGAAGAUGAGGAUGGGGAAUUCCUGGGUAUGAAGGGCUUUAAGGGCCAGCUGAGCCGGCAAGUGGCUGAUCAGAUGUGGCAGGCAGGGAAGAGACAAGCUUCUAGGGCUUUCAGCUUGUAUGCCAACAUUGACAUCCUGAGACCCUACUUUGAUGUGGAGCCCGCCCAGGUGCGAAGCAGGCUCCUGGAGUCCAUGAUCCCUGUCAAGAUGGUCAACUUUCCCCAGAAAAUUGCAGGUGAGCUCUAUGGGCCUCUCAUGCUGGUCUUCACGUUGGUCGCCAUUCUCCUCCACGGGAUGAAGACAUCUGACACCAUUAUCCGGGAGGGCACCUUGAUGGGCACAGCCAUUGGCACCUGCUUUGGCUACUGGCUGGGCGUCUCAUCCUUCAUUUACUUCCUCGCCUACCUGUGCAAUGCCCAGAUCACCAUGCUCCAGAUGCUGGCACUGCUGGGCUAUGGCCUCUUUGGGCACUGCAUUGUCCUGUUCAUCACCUACAACAUCCACCUCCAUGCCCUCUUCUACCUAUUCUGGCUGCUGGUAGGGGGGCUGUCCACCCUGCGCAUGGUGGCCGUGUUGGUGUCACGGACUGUGGGCCCCACACAGCGGCUGCUGCUCUGUGGCACCCUAGCCACCCUGCACAUGCUCUUCCUGCUCUAUCUGCAUUUUGCCUACCACAAGGUGGUGGAGGGGAUCCUGGACACACUGGAGGGCCCCAACAUCCCACCCAUGCAGAGGGUCCCCAGAGAUGUCCCUGCUGCACUCCCUGCUGCACUCCCUGCUGCUAGGCUUCCAGCCACCUUGCUCAACGUCACAGCCAAGGCUGUUGUGGUCACCCUGCAGUCACACUGACCCCACCUGAAACCCUUGGCCAGCCCCCUUUAACCCAGCUGCAGAGUGAAGGAAGACUAAAGGACAGAACUGAUGACAUAUGUCUCUGUUGGGGUCUGCAGCUGCUACAGAACUGUAGCCACUGAAGCACCUCCUUUGUCACCUGUCGGGCUUCUGAAGGGCACAAGGCCGAGAACCCCUGGCCGGGACUGCAGGGCUCUGCAGCUAGUGCACAACGUGGGUCGGGGCCUCUGAGGCCCUCUUACCACCUACCCCUUCCUUCCUCUUUGUUUCUCCCACGUUGUCUUGCUAAAUAUAGACUUGGUAAUUAAAAUACUGAAGUUUGGAACUGCA
Artibeus jamaicensis (Jamaican fruit-eating bat) is the source of this 1553-nucleotide messenger RNA. It is a transcript of the gene YIPF3, whose product is annotated as Yip1 domain family member 3. The record is from RefSeq and is a predicted model, not a curated record. The transcript is spliced from 9 exons. NCBI's taxonomy places the organism in Eukaryota, Metazoa, Chordata, Mammalia, Chiroptera, Phyllostomidae. Gene Ontology annotation, cellular component: Golgi apparatus. Bases 165 to 1220 code for a protein of 351 amino acids.